Postia placenta MAD-698-R-SB12 is the source of this 531-nucleotide messenger RNA. RefSeq lists its product as hypothetical. NCBI's taxonomy places the organism in Eukaryota, Fungi, Basidiomycota, Agaricomycetes, Polyporales, Adustoporiaceae. The transcript has 2 exons. Bases 1 to 531 code for a protein of 176 amino acids. The record is from RefSeq and is a predicted model, not a curated record.
AUGGCAGAGAUUCAUGUGGUGGCCACUUUCAUUCUACACGGUACAUCGAGCACACCUACGACAGCGGCUAACCAAGCUAUCGCUUCGACAUUGACCACCUCGACAACGGUGCCCCCCGGGAUGAUCAAAACCGAAGACAUCUCGAUGAUCAUCGAAAGUCUGUCGAGGACAAUCGCGACGCUUAUUCAGCCGACGACGCAUGCUACACACAACCACGCCCCCGCACCGAGACAACAAGCUGCCGUCCACGUCCACGAGAACAGUGGAGCUGAACAGACAUGCCACUACUGCGGCAAUCGUGGCUGCAGGGUAGGCACCUGCGAGUUCGUGGAGAUCGACAUUCGGGACGGCAAGUGCAAACGGAACACCGACGGCAAGAUCGUCCUUCCAAACGGAAGCUUCUGCCCCCGCACUAUCCCUGCACCCGCCGCUCCGACGAUGCUCUUCGAGAUCGACGAUCGCUCGACUAUGCAAACAUUCAUGCUCAACACCAGCAGCAGGAUCGAGGCGCUCGAGCGAGAACUCCUUUAG